This is a messenger RNA of Nelumbo nucifera (sacred lotus), 2743 nucleotides long. Its product is annotated as cation/H(+) antiporter 15-like. The record is from RefSeq and is a predicted model, not a curated record. NCBI's taxonomy places the organism in Eukaryota, Viridiplantae, Streptophyta, Magnoliopsida, Proteales, Nelumbonaceae. Gene Ontology annotation, molecular function: antiporter activity. Gene Ontology annotation, biological process: proton transmembrane transport; regulation of pH. Gene Ontology annotation, cellular component: membrane; endomembrane system.
UGGUGGGUGUGGCCUUCUGCAGAGGAAGGGAGGCCAAAAUGUCUGGUCUUGAUUCUAAUUCUGCAGAUGGCCUUAGCUUGAACUUCACAGGGGAGCCAAUUGUUUGUUACUCGCCAACCAUGAUCACGGCUGGCGGAAUUUGGGAAGGUGACAACCCCCUGGACUACUCCCUUCCUCUUUUCACCUUGCAGCUUGGCCUGAUCGUCAUUAUCACUCGCAUUCUUGUCUUUAUCCUAAAGCCCUUCCGCCAACCCAGAGUCGUGUCUGAAAUCCUCGGAGGUGUGAUUUUGGGCCCAUCUGUCCUUGGGAGGAGCAAGACCUUUACUGAGAUUGUAUUCCCGUUGAGGAGUAUCACGUUGAUAGAGACAAUGGCAAACGUAGGACUUCUCUACUAUUUGUUUCUAGUUGGAGUGGAGAUGGACCUCACCAUGAUUAAGCGCACAAAGAAGAAAGCAUUUUCCAUCGCUAUUGCUGGUAUGUUCCUGCCAUUUGCCAUCGGAAUUAUAUUCAUGUCCUUCACAAGCCAAAACACCGGUGUGAGCCAUAGCACUUCAUCUAUAUUCUACCUAGCAGUUGCCCUCUCUGUAACUGCCUUCCCAGUGGUAGCACGCAUCUUGGCAGAGCUUAAACUCCUCAACACUGAGUUGGGGAAGAUCGCCAUGUCUGCAGCCCUUGUUAAUGAUAUGUGUGCAUGGAUAUUACUUGCUGUGGCCGUUGCCCUAUCUGGGAAUGAUUCAAACAACAUGGCCCCACUUGGCAUGGUGUUCACCACCAUCGGCUACGUCGGGUUUUGCAUCUUUGUCGUAAGGCCUGCCAUUGAAUGGAUCGUAGAACGCACUCCAGAGGGUGAGAACUUCAGUGACUUCCAUAUUUGCCUCAUCCUCACUGGUGUCAUGGUAUUUGGGUUCAUCAACGAUGCUGUGGGCACCCAUUCCAUCUUUGGUGCAUUUUUCUUUGGUCUUGUCAUACCCAAUGGUCAUCUCGGAGUUGUACUCAUUGAAAAGCUUGAAGAUUUUGUCUCAGGAUUGCUUCUUCCCCUCUUCUUCGCCGUUAAUGGCCUGAGAACUGAUGUCGGGGCUAUUCAGGGGUUUGGCAGCUGGUCUACUUUGAUCCUGCUCGCUGUCUUGGCCUGUCUUGGCAAAGUAUUUGGCACACUAUUCGUUUCUUUCUUAUACAAGAUGCCAAUGCGUGAAGGGGUUAGUCUUGGACUGCUGAUGAACACCAAAGGCCUUAUCGAAAUUAUCAUCCUCAACAUUGGGAGGGAACAUGGGGUUCUGGAUGAACAAUCAUUUUCAGUCAUGGUGAUUGCGGCGAUUGUGAUGACGAGCCUUAUCACACCCAUCGUGACGACUAUCUACAAACCCACAAGGCGAUUUUUACCCUAUAAGCGUAGGACGAUUCAGAUGUCGAAGCCUGAGAGUGAGCUCCGAAUACUGUCUUGCAUCCACAGCCCUCGCAAUGUCCCGACCAUCAUCAGCCUCAUUGACGCCGCUCAUCCUUCAAAGAAGUCCCCAAUUUGUGUCUACGCUCUCCAUCUUGUUGAGCUCACUGGUCGAGCCUCCGCCAUGUUGAUCGUCCACAACACUCGCAAGUUCGGUCACCCUGCUCUUAACCGCACUCAAGCGCAGUCAGACCAUAUCGUUAAUGCCUUCGAGAACUACAGGCAACACACUUCAGGCAUCGCCAUCCAGCCUCUCACGGCCAUCUCUCCCUACUCCACCAUGCAUGAGGACAUCUGCAACCUUGCUGAGGACAAGCGUGUUACGUUUAUCAUCCUUCCAUUCCACAAGCAACAAACAGUUGAUGGUGGUAUGGAGGCCACAAACCCUGCCUUCCGUAGUGUAAACCAGAAUGUCUUGGCCAACGCUCCUUGCUCCGUCGGCAUCCUUGUUGAUCGGGGCUUUACUAGGUCAGCAAGAGUGGGAAGCAACCACGACACUCACCACGUUGCCAUGCUCUUCUUUGGUGGACCAGAUGAUCGAGAGGCGUUGGCUUAUGCAUGGAGGAUGACAACCCACCCUAAUGUUAAGUUGUCAUUGCUACGCUUCCUUCCAGGGAAUGAUACCAGCGAAAUCAUAGUGGCAGCUGGCAAUGAAACUGAGGAUUCAAGUAUUUUGACAGUGGUAACCGACAACGAUAAGGAGAAGCAGCUCGACGAAGAAUACAUAAAUGAGUUCAGGCUAAGAACCGUCCACAAUGAGUCAGUCACGUACAGAGAGAAGAUUGUUAAAAAUGGGGAGGAGACUGUAGCGGCCAUACGGUCCAUUGAUAACAUACAUGACCUGUACAUAGUAGGGAGAAGCCAUGGUGUGGUAUCGCCUCUCACGGCUGGUCUCACCGACUGGAGUGAGUGCCCAGAGUUGGGGGCGAUUGGGGACUUGUUGGCAUCAUCGGACUUUGCAGCCACGGUAUCGGUACUUGUAGUGCAGCAGUACGCAGGGACAGGAAAUCAUGCAGAUGGGAUGGGGACAACAGACAGUGCAGCACAGCUCCAACAAAAUGAUCAAGACAAGGCAGGGAACGCAGGAGGUGGUACUUUUCAAAAUCAACCCCUGGCCAUGGAGGUGUAGCUAGCACUCAAGGGAAGGGGUGGGGCGACUUUUUAAAUUGGGUAGGGCUCCCAUUCAUCAAUAUAAUAUUGGUGUGGUUAGUAAGGAAUUGCUCUGAUAAUGUGGGAAACAAAAAACUACCUUGUUUGACAAGAAUUGUAAUGUAGAUAUCCAAAAGGGGAAAAAAAAAACAA